AAAAGAUUUCGGUUGACACCAAAAAUAAACUACAGCCGUACCCACGGCAAAAUAUUGUUUGUGUUUUGUCCGUGGUUUGUUUAUAGAUGGGAACUUAAUUUUUGGAAUUUCUUUUUUAAUUAUUACUCUUAUUAUUUAAAGAUCAGUAAAAAAUGACAACUUCGAAAAGCCAAUCUUUAAAAUGCAAAGAUCUGCAUGAUUAUUUAAAAACUCUAUCAGCAGCUGUUCUGGAAAAAUUAUAUAACCACCCUGCUACAUGUUUAGCUGUAUUCAGAGAAUUACCUUCCUUGUCCAAACACUAUGUUACUAGACUUUUAUUUGUGGAACAGCCUGUACCUCAAGCAGUUAUUGGAUCUUGGCUUGGACAACAAUAUGUCAAACAACAUCUGGAUGCAGUUGAAGCAUUAUGUGAACUCCAUAUUUAUAUGGAAUCUCCUGUACCUGGAGGCUUACCUGGAUGGGUUUUGAAUACAACAUUCCGUAAAAACCUAAAAACGGCUUUACUUGGAGGAGGAAAACCUUGGGCUGUUUAUGCAAAUCUUGAAAAAGACAAACAUGCUAGAGAUGUUAAAUUUCUUGAUGCUUAUGCUCUGGAGAGAUGGGAAGCUCUCUUGCAUUUCAUGGUUGGUUCUCAACAAACAGAAAAUGUGGUUAGUAAUGAUGCCAUCAAAGUCCUUUUGCAUUCAGGAUUAAUGAAAAAAGAAGGUGAAUCUAAUGUAAUUACAACAGAAGGUUUUCAGUUUCUUCUUAUGACAACUGCCUCUCAAGUUUGGCAUUUUAUGUUACAGUAUCUUGAUACUAUUGAAGAACGAGGGUUGAAUUUAGUAGAUUGUCUAACAUUCCUCUUUCAACUCAGUUUUCUUACUUUAGGAAAGGAUUAUAGUACUGGUGAAAUGAAUGAAUCAAUGUUAAUGUUUUUGCAACAUCUUAGAGAACUAGGCAUAGUCUAUCAGAGAAAGCGGAGAUCUGGGCGAUUUUAUCCUACUCGUUUAGCUAUUAAUUUGGCAUCUGGUCUUAAGGAAGUUAACAUGGAUGUCAACAAAACAGGCUACAUAGUUGUUGAAACAAAUUAUAGAGUGUAUGCAUACACAGAUUCCCAUCUUCAAAUAGCUCUUAUUGCUCUUUUUUGUGAAAUGAUGUACAGGUUUCCAAAUUUUGCUGUUGGUGUCUUCACUCGGGAAAGUGUCAGAGAAGCAUUAAAAUGUGGAAUCACUGCAGAUCAGAUUGUAAAAUUUCUUCAAAUGCAUGCUCAUCCUGAAAUGUUGAAACAGAAACCAAUUUUGCCACCCACUGUUGUUGAUCAAAUUCGACUCUGGGAAAUGGAAAGGGAUCGUUUCAAGUUUACUGAAGGUGUUUUGUACAGCCAAUUUUUAUCUCAAAGUGAUUUUGAAUUGCUUUGUAACUAUGCUCAGGAUUUAGGUGUUUUGAUAUUCAGUAAUCCUUCAAGACGAGUAAUGCUAGUUAGUAAAAGUGGCCAUGAUGAUGUUAAAAGGUUUUGGAAAAGGCAUCGACAGGAUCACUAGUAUGUAUCAGUGGAGACAUGUCUUAAAGCCCUUGAACAUCAUGCUAAAAAAAAUUAUUUUUAUACAGAAAAUGUAAAUAAAACAUGUUUAUCAUCUAUUUUUUCCCCAUUAUGUAUAUAUUGUAAUAAAAACUUGUUAAUGUUUUA
This is a messenger RNA of Parasteatoda tepidariorum (common house spider), 1669 nucleotides long. It is a transcript of the gene mrn, whose product is annotated as general transcription factor IIH subunit 4 marionette. Lineage: Eukaryota; Metazoa; Arthropoda; Arachnida; Araneae; Theridiidae. The record is from RefSeq and is a predicted model, not a curated record. Gene Ontology annotation, biological process: nucleotide-excision repair. Gene Ontology annotation, molecular function: double-stranded DNA binding; ATPase activator activity. Gene Ontology annotation, cellular component: transcription factor TFIIH core complex; transcription factor TFIIH holo complex.